Messenger RNA from Closterium sp. NIES-65, 3460 nucleotides. Lineage: Eukaryota; Viridiplantae; Streptophyta; Zygnematophyceae; Desmidiales; Closteriaceae. The record is from the annotation of a GenBank genome assembly.
GCAGGUGAUGAGGAUGGGAAUCGAUGUGUACAACGAGGAGUGUCGCAGCAUCGUCAUGCGCUACUCGUCCGAGUGGCGCGACAUCAUCACGCGCGUGGGCCGUUGGAUCGACUUUGACAACGACUACAAGACGUUGGAUGCGGGGUACAUGGAGUCGUGCUGGUGGGUGUUCUCGCAGCUGUACGCCAAGGGGCUGGUGUACCGGGGCUUUAAGGUCAUGCCCUUCUCCACCGCCUGCAACACGCCGCUCUCCAACUUUGAAGCCGGCCUCAACUACAAGUCCCUACUACUCUCAUGUUUCCUCCCUCAUCAUACUGCAUCCCCUCUCUCAUAUCCCACUCACCCGCUCUCUCUCCCGCUCACCACCCGGGGAGCACAGGACGUGUCGGACCCAGCGGUGGUGGUGACGUUCCCGCUGCACGGGGACUUGGACGGGGCAGCGCUGGUGGCGUGGACCACCACGCCCUGGACGCUCCCCUCCAACCUCGCGCUCUGCGUCAACCCCUCCUUCUCCUACUGCAAGGUGCGCAACCGUGACACAGGUGCCGUGCUCAUGCUCGCCCAGUCCCGCCUCUGCGCCCUGCCCGGCCGCAAGAAGGCCAAGGGGGAGGCAAAGGUGGAGGCAAAGGUGGAGGAGAAGGCAGCAAGGGAGGAGAAGGGAGGCAAGGCAGGUGGCGGAGACAAGGGGAAGGGCGGCAAGGGAGGGGGGAAGAAGGGCGGAGGCAGCAAGGAGCAGAGCGGGGGGGCGGCAGCAGGGGGGGGCGGGGCAGUGGAGGGGUUGGAUGAGUCGCUGUAUGAGGUCAUCGCCACCGUCACUGGCGCCGACCUCGUGGGGCUCACCUACGAGCCCAUGUUUCCGUACUACAAGGAGGCCAUGCCCUCUGCGUUCCGCGUGGUGGCGGAUGGCUUUGUGACGGACGACAGCGGCACGGGUGUGGUGCACUGCGCGCCUGCCUUUGGGGAGGACGACUACCGUGUCUGCCUCGCCUCUGGGAUUAUCGGCAAGGGCGAGGCGAUACCGAAUCCAGUGGAUGACGAUGGGCGGUUCACGGACAAGGUGGCGGACUUCAAGGGGCAAUACGUCAAGGAUGCUGACAAGCCCAUUCUUGCCAUGCUCAAGGAGGCGGGGAGGGUGGUGAGUGUGGGGAGCAUAAUGCACUCCUACCCCUUCUGCUGGCGCUCCGACACGCCCCUCAUCUACCGCGCCGUGCCCAGCUGGUUCAUAGCGGUGGAGGCGAUAAAGCCGGCACUACUGGAGAGCAACGCGGGCACGCAGUGGGUGCCCGACUACGUGAAGGAGAAGCGCUUCCACAACUGGCUCGAGAACGCGCGCGACUGGGCCGUCAGCCGCUCGCGCUUCUGGGGCACGCCGCUGCCCAUCUGGGCCAGCGAGGACUUCAGCGAGAUCCGGGUGGUGGGCAGCAUUGCAGAGCUGGAGGCGCUGGGCGGUGAGCAAGUGACGGACCUGCACCGGCACAAGAUCGACCACAUCACCAUUCCCAGCAGCAAGGGGGCGGACCACCCAAGGCUCAAACGCAUUGAGGAUGUGUUUGACUGCUGGUUUGAGAGCGGCAGCAUGCCGUACGCGUACAUCCACUACCCCUUUGAGAACAAGGACCUCUUUGAAAAGAACUUCCCCGGCCACUUCAUCGCCGAGGGGCUCGACCAGACCCGCGGCUGGUUCUACACGCUGAUGGUGCUGUCCACCGCGCUCUUCAACAAGCCAGCCUUCCGCAACCUCAUCUGCAACGGGCUCGUGCUGGCGGAGGACGGCAAGAAGAUGAGCAAGCGCCUGCGCAACUACCCGCCGCCCAUGGACGUGGUGGGGUCGUACGGAGCGGACGCGCUGCGCCUCUACCUCAUCAACUCGCCCGUCGUGCGCGCCGAGCCCCUGCGCUUCAAGAAGGAAGGCGUCUUCGCCGUGGUGCGCGACGUGUUCCUCCCAUGGUACAACGCGUACCGCUUCCUCGUGCAGAACACGCUGCGCCUCACCGCCGAGGGGCUGCCGCCCUUCCAGCCAAUGACGGCGCGCCAGCUGGCGGAGAGCAGCAACGUGCUGGACGUGUGGAUCCACUCAGCCAGCCAGAGCCUGGCGGCAUUCGUGCGCGCUGAGAUGGAUGCGUACCGCCUCUACACCGUGGUGCCAUACCUGGUGCGGUUCAUCGACAGCCUGACCAACGUGUACGUGCGCUUCAACCGCAAGCGCCUCAAGGGCCGCACCUCCGACCACGACUGCCGCUUCGCGCUCUCCUCUCUCUUCCAUGUGCUGCUGAGGGUGUGCAAGGCCAUGGCGCCCUUCACGCCAUUCUUCACCGAGGCCAUGUACCAGAACCUCCGCAACGCCUUGCCGCCACGACCCCCCGCUGCGGACGGCGAGGCGGGGAAGGCUGCAGGGCUGGGGGGGGUGGCGGAGGACGAGGAGCAUGUGGAGUGGGCGGAGGAGUCGGUGCACUUCUGCUGCUUCCCCUCCUCCGACCAGCACGUGGACGAGCGCACGGAGCGCAGUGUGGAGAGGAUGAUGAAGGUCAUCGACCUCGCUCGGAACAUCCGCGAGCGGAACAACCGCCCGCUCAAGACGCCCCUCAGGGAGAUGGUGGUGGUGCACCCGGACGCCCAGUUCCUUGAAGACAUCACGGGCAAGCUGUGUGAGUACGUGCGGGAGGAGCUGAACGUGCGCUCCGUGCUGCCCUGCGCUGACACCAGCAAGUACACCUCUGUGCGCGCCGAACCUGACUUCAGUGUGUUGGGGAGGCGCGUGGGGAGGGCGAUGGGUGCGGUGGCGAAGGCGGUGAAGGAGAUGGACGCGGCGGCCAUCGCUGCCAUGCAGCUGGCGGGGGAGGUCACCGUCGCCGGCCACACGCUCUCCGCCUCCGACAUCAAGGUGGUGCGCGACUUCAAGGCGCCCGAGGGCAGUGUGGCGGGGGACAUGGACGCGGCGGGCGAUGGCGAGGUGCUCGUGGUGCUGGACCUGCGCGCCGACACCGACCUGCUGGAUGCCGGCACUGCGCGCGAGGUGGUGAACAGGGUGCAGAAGCUGCGCAAGCGGGCGGGGCUGGAGCCGUCAGAUGCGGUGGAGGCGUUCAUUCACGUGCAUGGGGGCGAUGGGGCUGACGGCACACACGGGGAGAAUGGCAAGGAGGGCGGUGACGGUGCUGAGGAGUCGGCGCUGCACCGCAUUCUGGCGGCUCAGGCGGAGUACAUUCGGGAAGCAUUGGGGGCGCCGCUACUCUCUGCCCGCUACUGCCCCUCCCAUGCCGUGGUGCUGGCAUCAGAGCGGUACAGCGGGGUGGCGGGGGCCACCUUCACGCUCACGCUCACUCGCCCCGCUCUCUGCUUCUCGCCGUCCCUCACUGCUGACCUCUGCCACGGCGAUGCAGCAGCAGCCACGGCGGUGCAGGUGGCGCUCAUGGCUCGCGACCCCGCCAAGCUCAAGGCCGAGAUGGCCGCUGCAGGCGGCAAG